AUGAGAAAACCCGAUGUAGACUCUCAUGGUGAUGAUGAUGAUGCAUUAUUAGAUUUUAUUACUGAGGAAGGAUUGUAUGAGCAUGAUCCGAAUGCUACCCCAAUUGGAGUAAAUACUACCGAGGCAAUGAUGUUCGAAACUCUAAUAUUCAAUAUUAAGGACAGUGAGAAUUCUGUUUCCACUAUUAAAAUAAUACCAACCGAAAAUGAAACCCUGCACUAUAAUGCUAAUUCCUUAAUUCCAAUGAAAAACGACAAGAUAAUCAAUAAGAGAAAUGUGAUUACUCCCAAAUUUAUAUCAAAAAAGCAUUGCUUUAAAGCAAAUCAUGAAAAUCUCAACUCAAUUUCGGAGCAGGUUUGCAAAAUAACUGCCUUAAUGAAUAGUGCCUCCGACUCAAUUAUUUACUCAUCAAUUGGUACUGCAGUGAUUGUGCUCAAUAAUAUGAAAGGAUACGUUAUGGCAUUCACGUGUGCUCAUGUUUUGUAUCCAACUAAAGAUCAUGAUUUAUCCCUUGUUGAGGUUGUUGCAGAAAUUGAUGGAAAGAAAGGACAGUGUGUUGUUGUAGAAGAAGGGGCCUUUCGACUCAGUAAUCAAGUUUCGGAUGACUGGGUAUUGUUAAAGAUAAUUGUUGAGGAUUUGGAACCACUUCAAUAUGUACCAAUUAUUCCUUCUCCAUCAAUGAUUGGAUUGUUGAACCAUAUUACAGAUAGCAAUUAUUGUCCUGAGUUUUACACUACUCUCUUGUUUGGUUACUUUGUUGGGAAUAACCAUCUAGAAGAACUAAAGCUCAGAAAGUUAGGAUUGAAUAGUUCAGAUGUUUGGAAAUUAGUCCCACAAGAACAAAUGUCGGCAUCUUUGGGUUGGACAGUGGAAACUUGCAACAGUAAUGUUAUUUACAAUAGUGGAAGUUUGAAUUCUUGUUCUGGAGGACCAGUUUUCAAAUGUAGGAUAAAGGUAGAAGAAGUGUUGGAAUGUGACAAUACUGAUCUAGCAUCCUUAAUGGAGAAAAGCUAUUUCUCGAUCGGUUUACUGGGACUUCAUUGUGGUGGAGCAACUGGAGGGAAUAUAAUAUGUUCAUCUCAUAACUAUUUCAAGAGCUAUUAUUUCAAUGUUUACACUCCUCACAAGAAUUGUUUCUCUAAAGAAGAUCAACACAAAAUUGAAAUGGAAUGGGAUUUUAUUAAUCAAUUAUCCUAA
Molecule: messenger RNA, 1197 nt
Organism: Naegleria gruberi
Lineage: Eukaryota; Heterolobosea; Eutetramitea; Acrasida; Naegleriidae
Exons: 1
Coding region: 1-1197 (398 amino acids)
Source: RefSeq, a predicted model, not a curated record